AUGGCGUCGGAGCUAGAGGCUAGCGGUUGGUUUGCCAACCAACACUACUAUUCCCUUGCUCAUUUAGAUCUCGCUCCACGCAACAUUCUAGUCGACCCUACAUCCAACAAAGCCAUCAUUUCCGCAAUCUUGGACUGGGACAGUGCGAUCCUUGCUCCCAUGUUCAUGUCAUGUGCUCCUCCGAUGUAG
Fusarium venenatum is the source of this 189-nucleotide messenger RNA. The record is from RefSeq and is a predicted model, not a curated record. Lineage: Eukaryota; Fungi; Ascomycota; Sordariomycetes; Hypocreales; Nectriaceae.